Molecule: messenger RNA, 2027 nt
Organism: Condylostylus longicornis
Lineage: Eukaryota; Metazoa; Arthropoda; Insecta; Diptera; Dolichopodidae
Product: probable serine/threonine-protein kinase dyrk1
Exons: 2
Coding region: 830-1882 (350 amino acids)
Source: RefSeq, a predicted model, not a curated record
AAUUCACAUUUUGUGUUUUCGUUUUUUUUUUUCUAUAUAAACAAAAUAAUAUUAUGUAAAAGAAAAAAUAAAUUAAUAAUAAGAUUUAAUAAAAUUAAUUAAAAAUAAGAAUAAUUCAUAAAUUCGAUUAAAAAUUUUUCUGAUGGAAAAAAUAAAUGAGUGAAAAUUUUUUGACAUAACAAUAAAAAGAGAUAAACUUAAUAAAAUGAGUUUAAAAAAUUUCAAUGAGUAAUUCUCAAUAUUAAGGACCAUAUAGUAAAGAGUGAGACAAAUAGAGAAAGAGGAAAAAAUAAGAGAGAUAGAGAAAGAGAGAGGGAACAAAAAAAUCAGAAAAAACAAAAAAAUCAGAAAAACCGAACGAAUACAAAACACAAAAAAAAAUUGAAAACGUAAAAUUAAAAAACUACAAUAAAAUAACAAAAAAACAAAAAAAACAGGGGGAAAAGCAAAAAAAAAACAAAACAAAAAGGAGGCAAGAAAAUUAUAGUUUUAGAGGAUGACGUUAGAAAAAGUUAAAAAAACUUUCGCAUAUAUAGUAAAUGAAAAUGAGUUGUAAACGGAAACAAAAACUAAAAUUAAAAGAAAAGAAAUUUUAAGUUCUUUUAUUUAAUUUCCAAUUUUCGGUACAUACAAAGUACAUACAAAGAAAACAAGAAAUAAAGAAAUAAAACAAUAGAAGAAAGAAAAAAAAAACGAAACCCAAAAAAACACUUUAAAACUUUCACAUUUCUCAUAAAAUUCUACAUGUACGAAGAAAGAAAUAUUUUAAGGAGAAAAUUGAGAACAGAAAAAAACAAUAUAACAUAGGGAAAAUUUAAAGUGAAAAACAAUGUUAUUACCAACAUCAUGUGGGCCUGGGCAUAACCCAAGGCCACCCGCAUCAAUACAAAAAACAUCAACGAUAACAGAUAUUUCGAUUUUAAAUUCAAUUUCUAAUACAAAUGAAAUUACUAAAUCUACUACAUUAACAAAAUUUUCAUUUAUACCCUCUACUAAUAAAAUAUAUAAUAAUAUUAAGUUUAUAUCAUCAUCAUAUAUUAAUUAUAAUUUAUUAAAACAACAUCAACAAUAUCAACAACAACAAGAACAAGAAGAACAACAACAAAAACAGCAGGAACAUCAAGAAAUAAUUAAUAAAAAUGGAAUUGAAUUUUUUAUAUUAAAUUCAAAUAAUAAAAAAUUUAUUUUUACUAAUUCUAAUGGUUCAAAUAUUACUAAUAACAACAAUAAUAACAACAAUAAAUAUAAUAUAAUAGAUAAUAAUGAAAUAAUUAUUGUGAAUGAUCAUAAUAAUAAUGAUAAUGAUGGAAUCAAUAAUAAAGAUUAUAAAAUUCACAAUAAUAAUGAUAUUGAUAAUGAUAUUAACAUUAAUCUUGACAAUGAUAAAAAUAUUGACGAUAAUAAUAAUGAUGAUGAUAUUAGUGGGAAAGAAAAUUUCAUAUCGAAUAACAAAUAUUCAUCAAAUAAAUAUUAUAAUAAUUUAAAUAAGAAUAAUAAUAAUAAUAAUUAUAAUUAUUAUUUUUAUAAUAGUAUAAAAUAUAUUUAUUUAUGUUAUUUGAAUUAUAUUAGCAUUUUAAAGAAUUUAAUUUCAUAUAAUUUAAGUUUAAAUAAUUUAAAUAAUUUAUUUAAUAUAAAUAAUAUUAAUAUUAAAAUUAAUAAUAAUAAAAAUAAUAAUAAUAAUAACAAUAAUAAUAAUAAUGAUAAUAUAACUAAUAAGGGAAAUAUAAUGAAUUUAAGGACCAAAUUGAUUUAUAAAAAUUUUUACAAUUUAAAAAUAACAUAUCAAUGGAUUUUGAUGAUGUUAACAUUUUUUUUAAUAAUAUCAAGCAAUUCUGAUUAUGGAGGUGGUGUUGCCGCUGAAAAAAGUAAACAAUGUAAGUAAUUUAUUAAUUUAAUUCGAAUUUUAAUUGAAAUUUUAUAAAUAUAUAUUUUUUAAAAAAAAUUAUAUUAUACAUAAAAUCAAUUUUUUAUGUUAUUAAUUCAUAAUUGCAUAUAGCAUAGAAAUCUGUCCUCUAAUUGAAUUUUUG